AAAAAUGGGAAGUAGCUUAAAGCAUUGCAAUCUUAGGAAAAAAAUAAUGAGAAAGUCGUCCGUAUAUUAACACCCUUAAAUAUAAGAAAAUGCCUAUAAAAGCCUUGGAGGAAAGAAUUAAUAGAGUAUGCGAUGACAAAAUCGAGAGUGAGGGAGAAAUCGAAAAUGGCAUCACGACCAUCGUCGUCGCUACCGUCAUCUCCAUCUCCUCACUUCGUUCUCUUCCCUUUCAUGUCACAAGGCCACACGAUCCCCCUCCUCCGCCUCGCCCACCUACUCCACUAUCGCGGCGUCUCCGUCACCAUCUUUACCACCCCCGCCAACUCUCCCCCCAUUCGCCGCUACUUCGCCAACACCACCGUCUCCGUCGUCAUCCUGCCGUUUCCCGCCGCCGUCCCUGGCAUUCCCCCCGGAGUUGAGAACACCGAAAAGCUCCCAUCCUUCUCCCUCUUCGCCACCUUCGCCUCCGCCACCAAACUCAUGCAACUCGACUUCGAGCGCGCCCUCGCCGCACUCCCCGCCGUGGACUGCCUCAUCUCCGACGGAUUCCUUGGCUGGACGCGGCCAUCCGCCGCCAAGCUCGGCAUCCCCAGAGUCGCUUCCUUCGGAAUCAGUAACUUCUCCAUGACCGUAUGUCACAUCAUCUCCCAAGACCGCCCCCACAUCGGGGUUGCCGACGAUGACCCCUUCCUGUUGCCUCACUUCCCGUCGCUAAAAAUCACCCGAAAUGACAUCGAACGACCCUUUUGCGAUGACAAACCCGCAGGUGAAUUUUUUGAGUUCGUGGUGGAGCAGUGGGGAGAGUUGUUCAAGAGCCAAGGGUUGAUCAUAAACAGCGCUUACGAGCUCGAGCCGAGAUUCCAUGAGUACUGGAAUCAGAAUGUGGGACCCACAGCAUGGUGUGUGGGACCUCUCUGUCUAGUUGAUACCAAUAAACCCCAAGAAAUAAAUCCUAAAAAAAUUGAAAAACCCAAAUGGGCAGACUGGCUAGACGAUAAGCUCCACGAAGGGAAGCCGGUGCUGUACGUGGCGUUCGGGACGCAGGCAGAGAUGCCGCCAGAGCAGCUGUUCGAGAUCGCCGAAGGGUUGGAGAGAACAGAGGUGAGCUUCUUGUGGGUUUUGAGGAAUAAGGGGUUACGGUUUACGGAGGGUUUUGAAGAGAGGGUGGGGGGAAGGGGGAUGGUGGUUAAGGAAUGGGUGGAUCAAAUGGAGGUACUUAGGCAUCAGAGUAUUAGGGGGUUUUUGAGUCACUGCGGGUGGAACUCGGUGACGGAGAGCAUUUGCAGCGGCGUGCCAAUCCUGGCGAUGCCGCAGAUGGCAGAGCAGCACCUAAACGCGCGGAUGGUUGUGGAGGAGAUGGGGGUAGGGUUGAGAGUGCGGCCAAGGAACGGGUCGGUGCGGGGGUGCGUGGCGGCGGAGGAGGUGGAGAGGAGGGUGUCGCAGUUGAUGAGAGGUGAGGAAGGGAAGGCGGUGAGGAAGAGAGUGGAAGAGGUGAGGAAGGUUGCUUGUGAUGCAAUGGAACUGGCUGGGUCAUCGUCUGUCGCACUAGAAAGGUUUAUAGAUGAAUUUUGUGCUAAAAGAAGAGGACACUUUGCCUUAGGUUAGCUAGCAAGUAGCAAGGGCCCUGCUAUCUAGUAUCUGGAAUCCAUCUCAUUUUGGAUUUUUGUAGUUCUUGAUAAAAAUAAUGUAAUAUUUGUGAGUUGCUGCGGUGAGGUGUAAUUGAUUCUAUGUGUACUCAAAAUAUUCCACAAGAGACAAGAAUUUGAAUUUUUAAUA
Molecule: messenger RNA, 1776 nt
Organism: Malania oleifera
Lineage: Eukaryota; Viridiplantae; Streptophyta; Magnoliopsida; Santalales; Ximeniaceae
Product: UDP-glycosyltransferase 90A1-like
Exons: 1
Coding region: 133-1605 (490 amino acids)
Molecular function (GO): UDP-glycosyltransferase activity
Source: RefSeq, a predicted model, not a curated record